Messenger RNA from Lycium ferocissimum, 2295 nucleotides. Its product is annotated as probable serine/threonine-protein kinase PBL7. The transcript has 6 exons. Gene Ontology annotation, biological process: protein phosphorylation. NCBI's taxonomy places the organism in Eukaryota, Viridiplantae, Streptophyta, Magnoliopsida, Solanales, Solanaceae. Gene Ontology annotation, molecular function: protein kinase activity; ATP binding. Bases 497 to 2047 code for a protein of 516 amino acids. The record is from RefSeq and is a predicted model, not a curated record.
UGCCUAAUAAAUUUCUUCCUCCAUUUGUUUAAAACUUAUCCAAAAUCCCCAAUAAAAGAAAAGCCCCUUUAAGACAGAAGCAUCUCUUUUGUGGUUUCUGCUUGUCUUGUUAAACAUUAACACCAAGAAUCUUGCAUUUAUCUCAAUUCACAUUUUUCUCAUUCUUAGUAUAAUGCCAUUAACUGCCUUAUACUAAAAAAUUAAACUGGGUCGGUCUUAUUUUAGUUCAUCUAGGGACCAUCUUUCUCUUUCUCUCCAUUUCUCUUUCAUUCUCACCUUCUCCCUUUUUCAGCAUAUAAUCAAAAAUCCCUUCACACUUUUCCAUACGUUUUCAUUAUACAUAUUUGAUCCCUUAUUCUCCAAUACUACUCUUCUUUUAGUAACUCUAUCCUUCCCUACAAGCAAAGUUGUUCACUUUUCUUGAUUCUUGAUUUCUUUUUUUCUUGCUUUUUUGGUUUGUAAGUUUCUGUUUUGCUUUUCAAGAUCCACUCACAAAAUGGGGUUUCUUCAAAGUAGUUAUACUAACUCUAUAGAGCCUAUUCACAGUUCAUACCCUUUAAAGACUCAAUCUUUAGACACUGAUACUAAUGACCAUGAGUUAAAAAUCAAGUCUUUAAUUUACAGAAUGAUUUGGGAUUUCGGGUUGGCCUGUUUUAACCCGACCCGACUCCGGCGAGGGUCCGGCAAGGAUAACAAUGAUAAGGGUAAAAGUGUCAGUAGCUUGGAACAUAAUAAAGCUUGGUUACUUGCUGAGUCAGGUGCUUGUGGUACUGAGUUAAUUAAUGCUGAGCCACAUUCUGUUCAUUCUUCUUUUAGGUUCAGUUUUUGUUCUCAGGUUGAACUUGAGUCUAUGAAUGUGAAUAACAGAUGUUCUUCUGCAACUGUUUUGAUGGUGAAUUUGGAUAAUGGGUUGACUGAUCCUUUGUCUAGAGAGCUUAAAUGGAGGAAAAUUCAAUCACUUGAGAGGAGUAUUUCACCUGUCACUCAUUCUUUAAUUAGGUUCACUUAUGCUGAGAUUGCUUCUGCUACUCGCAAUUUUUCUAAAGGUAGAGUUUUGGGAAGAGGAGCAUUGAGCUAUGUUUUCAGAGGAAGAGUUGGAUUUAUGAGGACUACUGUUGCGAUUAAGCGGUUAGAAAGGGAAGACAAGGAAUCUCCAAAGGCAUUUUGUAGGGAAUUGAUGAUCGCUAGUUCUCUUCAUAAUCCAUACAUUGUUCCUCUGGUUGGUUUUUGCAUUGAUCCAGAGGAGGGUUUCUUUUUGGUAUACAAGUAUGUAUCUGGCGGAAGUUUAGAGCAUCAUUUGCACGAUAAGAAGAAGAGGGGAGUGAAAAGUAGUCCAGCACUUCCAUGGUCUACACGGUAUAAGGUGGCCGUAGGCAUUGCAGAUUCAAUAGGGUAUUUGCAUUAUGGCACUGAGAGGUGUGUUGUUCACAGGGACAUCAAACCCUCCAACAUUCUUCUCUCAUCAAAGAAGACGCCCAAGUUGUGUGACUUUGGUUUAGCUACAUGGACUCCUGCACCUUCUGUUCCUUUCCUUUGUAAAACAGUUAAAGGAACAUUCGGGUAUUUAGCUCCUGAAUAUUUUCAGCAUGGUAAAAUAUCGGAUAAAACCGAUGUUUAUGCCUUUGGAGUCGUCCUCCUGGAGCUGCUAACUGGAAGGAAGCCAAUUGAAGGGAAAGGAGGACCAGGAGAAGAGAACUUGGUGUUGUGGGCAAAGCCACUGCUGCAGCAAGGAGCUCUUGAAAAGUUUCUUGAUCCGAGACUCAAAUUUCCUCGAAAGAACCUAGACCAAAUAACUCGGAUGACUCAAGCAGCAGCUGCAUGUAUACACAGUGAAGAAUCUCGAAGGUCCAGUAUGGAUGAGAUCAUUGCCAUAUUGAGGGGCACAGAAGUUCGUUCAUUGAACAGGAAGAAGUCUAUUUCCAGUAAUAAUUGUAUGAUUGAGUGUUAUCCCCAGUUGCAGCGGACCAAAAGUGAAAUGAAUAGUCACUUAGCCUUGGCAAUGUUAGGAGUAACUGACUUUGAGGGUGAUGAUUUUUGUUGUCGUUGACAUGAAGACGAUUAAUUUGAUUAGUUUCUUAUUUUUUUUUUUCUCCUUGUUCUUUUUCCCCUCACUCCAUUCUAAGGUUCUAGGGUGACAACUGAUAAGCUCAUUUAACUUGUAGAUAGAUAGAGAAGUGGUGGUCUGAUUGAAGAAUACACUGUUUGUAUAUAUGUGUCCCUGAUUUUGGUGGGGAAAAUAUGGCAGGUUCUGUUUUGUGAGAGCACAUAAAUAAGUUUGUGAAUUGUUUUCUAGCA